Molecule: messenger RNA, 900 nt
Organism: Kalmanozyma brasiliensis GHG001
Lineage: Eukaryota; Fungi; Basidiomycota; Ustilaginomycetes; Ustilaginales
Product: RWD domain protein
Exons: 1
Coding region: 1-900 (299 amino acids)
Biological process (GO): cytoplasmic translation
Molecular function (GO): protein binding
Source: RefSeq, a predicted model, not a curated record
AUGCCAUCGCAAGAGGAGUACGAGGCGACGCUCGCGGAAGAGCUCGAGGUGCUCGAAAGUAUCUACAUCGACGAGCUCGAAAAGAUCUCGACCGAGCAACUGCGCAUUCGCAUCGAGCCAGAAGAGGACGUACUCCCCCUGCUCUUCUCGAUUGGCCUCGAACCAGGACAGACGCCAACAGAAAGCGUCGAAGAGGGCUCUCCAUCACCCAUCGUGCUUUCGCUUGAUAUUCAAUACACUACCGAAUACCCCGAUGCGCCACCAAACAUGUCCAUUCGCGUCUUGCGCGAUACCAAAGGCGUUCUUGGGCCAGCGACCGACGAUGACGAUGAUGACUCCGAAGAUGCAGCAUGCUCAGAUCGACCCGCUGUAACAGAGCUGCAAGCAGGACUCGAUGAAGUAGCGCAAGAAUCGCUCGGCAUGGCCAUGGUCUUCACGCUAGCCUCCCAUCUUCGUGAAAGUGUCACCACACUCAUCCAGCAACGCGUACAAGAGAUCGAAUCGGCAGCAAGCGCAAAGCGCGAAGCAGAGAUCGAGGCCGAAGCCGAGAAAUUCCGCGGCACCGCAGUCACACCCGAGAAGUUCGCCGAGUGGAGGGUCAAGUUCUUGCAAGAGAUGGCCGAGAAGGACAAGAAGGAGGAGGAUGCAAAGCUGUUGAAGCUGUCUGCGAGAGAGAGGGAAGAGUACAAGAAGAGCAAGGUCAAGCCAAGUGGCAAGCAGCUCUUCGAGAAGGGCGGAACACUGGAUGAUGACGACGCUGCCGAGGAAGGUGCACAGGAGGUGGACUGGAGCUUGUAUACGAGGGAACAGAGAGAGAAGGAGAGGAGAGAGCAGGAGGAGCAAGACGAGCUCCGGAGUCGGACCGAUGGGCUCGCCUUUGACGACGAUGACGAUGCGUGA